CUGGAGUUUGUGAAGACCAAACCAGUGAGAAAUGGACAGUGAAUAUUGGACUUACUUUUGCUGGUGGCAAAAAAACAGGAUUCCAGUUUCCUGGUACAGGGUGGGUGGUUAAAGGUGUGUGCGUAUGGACACUGCAUAUAUAAGCCAUUUGGUGGACUGUUUGUGGAGUUCCUCCUGGUUUCACAGCAAGAGCAUCAGGCAGCAUGACCUCGCAGCGAUGGAUGCUGGCAUUCUGCUUUUCACUGGCCUCAGUUUUAAGCCCAGGGGAAUCGGUCACAACAACAGAAACUCAGAAAUACACUUGCAGGACAUUUGGCAGCGGGGUCGUCCAGCCUUUCAGCGGUUCAAGUUUCUAUGUUCGCUCCAACUGCCCAUUCACCCUAACCCGUUUCACCCACAACCGGGUGGAAUGUGAUAUCACCACACGGCGUGGUGACAACGGGCUGCUGGUCCAUGUUGAGAUCAUAAUCAACAAAGUCAGGACUGUUGUGCAGAAUGGGAGCAUCCUGGUGGAGAAGAAAAGUGUUUCCCUUCCAUACGACCACACCUACCAGCACAUCUUUCACUACGGCAUCUACACUAAACUGAAGAGCUUGCUGCUCCCUCUGUCUGUCACCUGGCACAAUGUACCGGGAGGAAUAGACUCUUUGCGGGUGGAGCUAGAGCAGGAGCUGAGCACCGACAUGACUGGACUGUGUGGAAACAACGUCCCAGGUAUGACGCAGUUGGUUAAGGAGAGUGUACUUCCUGAGGACACAUGUCAAACCCGAGAUCCUGUGUCCACUUUUGUUUCCAACACCUUGGAAUGUCUGCAAGGCAUGGCACCUCAAUAUAAUAUCCCACUCUGUGAAGAGAACAUUUACAGCUAUGAAAUGAGCAAAUACAUCGGCUGUGCUUUCUUCAGUGAAGUUGUCCAACAGUGUGGAAACAACAGCUAUAUCUGGAAUAUAUGGAGAAGUUUAACCAAAUGUGCGGAACCAAGUUGUUCAGGAGACCUGGUUUAUGUGGAACAGGGCGCGGCCUUUGUUCCCAGCUGCUCAAAUCCAAACCCUGGAUUCUCCAACCAAGAACUCACCAGCUCCUGUGUCUGCCCAGAGGGCAAGGUGCUUAAUGAUCACGCAGAUGGCUUCAGCUGUGUGAGUGUGUCCAGCUGCCCCUGUGUCUUUGCUGGUAGGAGAUACUCACCCGGAGACGUGCGCACAUCCAAGUGUCAGUCAUGUAUGUGUGACAGUGGGAAAUGGCAAUGCUCUGAAAACAACUGCCCCACCAGAUGUCUCAUUGAAGGGCAGUUUGUGAGAACAUUUGAUGGCAAACAAUAUGCCCUCCCCGGUAAAUGUACAUAUGUGGCUUCACAGGGUCUCAACUGGACGAUAACAAUCAAGUUUUCUGAUAAGGCACCUUCUCUGAAAACAGUCACUCUUCUGCUUUCUCAGGACAUGUAUAUGUUUUCAGACAACAUGGUUACAUUCAGAGAGGAGGAGAUCACUGAACUUCAUCACUCUGAUCACGCUCUGGUUUUCUGGCAGUCCUCCAUGUAUGUCCAGGUCCACACAUCCUUUGGUAUGAAGAUCCAAGUCCAGAUGUCUCCUGAAAUCCAGCUGUACAUUACCCCACCCAGAAACCACACAGAGGCGAUCUCAGGUCUUUGUGGAAACGACAACAGUGACACCACAGACGACUUCACCACCAGCAGCAGGAUCAUCGAGAACUCGGCUCAACCUUUUGCUCAGUCCUGGAGUGUGGGUGACUGUUCGGUGAACAUACCCACCACCUGCAUCAACAAAGACAAUGAAAUAUUUGCUGAUGAAAAGUGCUCUGUGUUGAACAACCCAACUGGAGUAUUUGCUCCAUGUCAUGGUUAUAUCCCAAUUGAUCACUACCACACGGCUUGCAUCCAAAGAACAUGUAACUGUGGCAGCAGUCUGCCGCAGUGCUUGUGUGUUGCCCUGGGCAGCUAUGCCAAAGCCUGUGCCAAUCUGGGUGUUGUAAUUGGUGACUGGAGGAGAGCCACCAACUGCACAUUGAAAUGUGAGAAGAACCAAGUAUUCUCCUACAACAUGCAAGCCUGCAACCACACAUGCCGUUCCCUGUCUGGCCCUGACCCUCGCUGUGGGCUGGAAGACGCUUCUGUGGAGGGCUGUGGCUGUCCAGCGGGAUCUCACCUGAACCAAGGAGACACCUGUUCCCCAAAGGCAGAGUGCGACUGUCACUACUACCGCGGUACAACGCCCCCAGGUCCUGUUGUUAUCGACAGUCGACAGUGUGUCUGUGAGAAUGGAGAACUGAAAUGUUCUCAGGAUUGUGGGUGCAGAAAUGGGAAGGUUUGUGUUCAUUGCUCCAAGAAUGUUAACACAGCUCAGAAAACCUGUGACAGUCUCAGCAAACCAAUGGGUGCCACAAUGAACUGUGAGAGUGGCUGUUACUGCCCAAAUGACCAGUACGAAGAUCACCGUGGAAACUGUGUUUAUCUGCACAACUGCACCUGUGUGUACAGUGGCAGAGUAUUCAGUGCAGGACAGCAUGUCAAAACCAACUGUAAAACAUGUGUCUGUGGUCAGGGUCAGUGGGACUGCAAAGACGAGCCAUGUCCUGGGAAGUGUCAAGUUUACGGAAAUGGACACUACCAGACCUUUGACUCCAAAUGGUACCGCUAUGAUGGACAAUGUCAGUACACACUUGUAGAGGAUGACUGUGGAACUAGAAACGGCACCUUCUCUGUCAGAGUGGAGAGUGUCCCCUGCUGUGAUGAGGCGCUUACCUGCUCUCGCUCUAUCGUCCUCAACCUGCAGGGCGAGGUCACCCUGACACUGAGUGACAUGAAGGUGACUAGACGCCAUCAUGAAGGCUGGACUCUGCAGGACCAUUCACUUUACUCCACACACACUGUGGGACUCUACAUCAUAAUCUCAGUGCCAAGCAGAGGGAUAACUCUCAUCUGGGACAAACACACCCGGAUCACCAUAGAGCUGCAUGAAAACUGGAGGAACAGAGUGUGCGGCCUCUGUGGGAAUUUUGACUUCAACGAGAUGAAUGACCUACAGAUAAGUGGCUCAGCAGUGGUGUCCAGUCCCCUGGCAUUUGGCAACAGCUGGAAAGCCGCCACACCCCCUUGCUCUGAUGUGACCAAAGAGAUAUUUCCAUGUGAACGCAACUCUUACUGCUUAGCCUGGGCCCAGCGGCGCUGUAUGAUCAUUACAGGAGACACAUUCAAAGAUUGCCACUUAAAAGUGGAGCCAGAUCCCUACUACCAAGCCUGUGUGCAGGAGUCCUGCUCCUGUGAGUUUGAAGGAAAGUUUCUGGGCUUCUGCACAGCUGUGGCAGCCUACGCAGAGGCCUGCAGCGACCACAAUGUGUGUGUAAAAUGGAGGACACCUGAUUUGUGCCCUGUCUACUGUGACUUCUACAACGAGCAAGGCCAGUGUAGCUGGCACUAUGAAGCCUGUGGUGAGAUGCUAACCUGCGGCAACUACAUCAAUCACAAGUUGGAAGGUUGCUACCCCAGAUGUUCAAGGGAAGUGCCAUACUAUGAUGAAAAUACUGGUGAAUGCACUAAAUUGAGGAACUGCACCUGUUAUUUUAAUGACACUGUCAUUCAGCCCAGGGCAGCAGUGAUGAUACACUCUAUAAAGUGCCGCUGUGAAAAUGGAACAAUAAACUGUCCACCUCCACCCACCAUUACACCUCCACCCACCACUACACCUGCCACCCCUUCUACGUCCACCACUCCCACCACAACUGCUUCAACUAGCACUGAAACAGCCGUGUCUUCCACCAUCACUACACCAACAACUACAGCUGAAACACGGUUAACAACGCCCCCCACCACCUCUACACCAAUGACGGCCAUUACCAAUGUCUCAACUACUAAUGAAAAAUGGUCAACUGUGCUUUCCACCUCCUCUGUACCAGCAACUACAGCUGCUUCAACUACCACUGAACCAACCAUGUUUUCCACCAUCACUACACCAACAACUACAGCUGAAACACGGUUAACAACGCCCCCCACCACCUCUACACCAAUGACAACGAUCACCAAUGUCUCAACUACUACUGAAAAAUGGUCAACUGGGCUUUCCUACACCUCUGUACCAGCAACUACAACUGCUUCAACUACCACUGAAACGACCGUGUUUUCCACCAUCACUAAACCAACUACAGCUGAAACACGGUUAACAACAACCCCCACCACCGCUACACCAAUGACAGCCAUUACCAAUGUCUCAACUACUAAUGAAAAAUGGUCAACUGUGCUUUCCACCUCCUCUGUACCAGCAACUACAGCUGCUUCAACUACCACUGAACCAACCAUGUUUUCCACCAUCACUAAACCAACUACAGCUGAAACACGGUUAACAACGACCCCCACCACCUCUAUACCAAUGACGGCCAUUACCAAUGUCUCAACUACUAAUGAAAAAUGGUCAACUGUGCUUUCCACCUCCUCUGUACCAGCAACUACAGCUGCUUCAACUACCACUGAACCAACCAUGUUUUCCACCAUCACUACACCAACAACUACAGCUGAAACACGGUUAACAACGCCCCCCACCACCUCUACACCAAUGACAACAAUCACCAAUGUCUCAACUACUACUGAAAAAUGGUCAACUGGGCUUUCCUACACCUCUGUACCAGCAACUACAACUGCUUCAACUACCACUGAAACGACCGUGUUUUCCACCAUCACUAAACCAACUACAGCUGAAACACGGUUAACAACGACCCCCACCACCGCUACACCAAUGACAGCCAUUACCAAUGUCUCAACUACUAAUGAAAAAUGGUCAACUGUGCUUUCCACCUCCUCUGUACCAGCAACUACAGCUGCUUCAACUACCACUGAACCAACCAUGUUUUCCACCAUCACUAAACCAACUACAGCUGAAACACGGUUAACAACGACCCCCACCACCUCUAUACCAAUGACGGCCAUUACCAAUGUCUCAACUACUAAUGAAAAAUGGUCAACUGUGCUUUCCACCUCCUCUGUACCAGCAACUAAAGCUGCUUCAACUACCACUGAACCAACCAUGUUUUCCACCAUCACUACACCAACAACUACAGCUGAAACACGGUUAACAACGCCCCCCACCACCUCUACACCAAUGACAACGAUCACCAAUGUCUCAACUACUACUGAAAAAUGGUCAACUGGGCUUUCCACCACCUCUGUACCAGCAACUACAACUGCUUCAACUACCACUGAAACGACCGUGUUUUCCACCAUCACUAAACCAACUACAGCUGAAACACGGUUAACAACGACCCCCACCACCUCUACACCAAUGACGGCCAUUACCAAUGUCUCAACUAGUAAUGAAAAAUGGUCAACUGUGCUUUCCAUCUCCCCUGUACCAGCAACUACAGCUGCUUCAACUACCACUGAACCAACCAUGUUUUCCACCAUCACUACACCAACAACUACAGCUGAAACACGGUUAACAACGCCCCCCACCACCUCUAUACCAAUGACAACGAUCACCAAUGUCUCAACUACUACUGAAAAAUGGUCAACUGGGCUUUCCACCACCUCUGUACCAGCAACUACAACUGCUUCAACUACCACUGAAACAACCGUGUUUUCCACCAUCACUAAACCAACUACAGCUGAAACACGGUUAACAACGACCCCCACCACCUCUACACCAAUGACGGCCAUUACCAAUGUCUCAACUACUAAUGAAAAAUGGUCAACUGUGCUUUCCACCUCCUUUGUACCAGCAACCACAGCUGCUUCAACUACCACUGAACCAACCAUGUUUUCCACCAUCACUACACCAACAACUACAGCUGAAACACGGUUAACAACGCCCCCCACCACCUCUACACCAAUGACAACGAUCACCAAUGUCUCAACUACUACUGAAAAAUGGUCAACUGGGCUUUCCACCACUUCUAAACCAACAACUACCUCAACUACCACUGUACCCUCAGUAGCCCCUACAGAAGUGACAAACACAGCAGGAACCACUACUAGCUCGAGCACCACAUCAUCUACGACUAGAAUGAGCACCACUACUUCAAUGACAACUGCUGCCUCAACAGAAUCACAGCCCACAGAGAUAGUUAUACCAACGGAUACCAGCAUAUUUCAACCAACAACAAAACAGCCAACAGCAACAACACUUCAAUCAACAACCACCUUUGAAACCAAUGCUACAUCUGCUGAAACCUCAGGUCCGACUGAAGUAACUGAAACACUGACCUCUCCCGCUACCUUCCCAGAAACAGCACAGUCUCAUUCAGUGACAUCUACAUAUACCGUGGGUCCACCAACAACAUAUACCACAGAGAUUUCAACAAUGGAAGAAUUUACAAAUGGUACUACUACCACUGAACUGACAACCUCUGAAGAAUCAGGCACAACAGUGACGGCAGAAAAAACAUUGCACACUUCCACUCCACCAGUGUGUAAGUGUACAGACCUGAAGAGGAGAGAACAGUGGAAUUGCGGUGAGACGUGGACAGAGGACUGCUUUCAUAAAAACUGUACAGAUGGGAAGAUAGAGUUGACUUCGGUGGUUUGUCCAGAGUCUACAAUUCCAAAUUGCCCCAGAAACCAAGUCACAAGGGUCUCAGAUGGAUGCUGUGAAACAUGGAAGUGUGACUGUCGCUGUGAGCUAUAUGGAGAUCCCCACUACAUCUCUUUCCAAGGUGUAAACUAUGAUUUCCUGGACGAUUGCACCUACAUCCUGGUGGAGGAGCAGUCCCCACGUCAUAAUCUGACCAUUGCUGUGGACAACUUCUACUGUGUGCAGGGACUCCAAGGCUCCUGUGCUAAAGGCAUCAUCCUGAAAUAUCAGAACAACAUAGCUACACUCAGUAUCCUUCCCGAUAUGUUUGAAGUACAGGCCACUCUGAACAACGUAACCAUUGAGCCGCCAUAUGAGGAGCAUGGGUUGAGGUUUGAGACCACGAGGUACAUAGUGUCAAUCUACAUCCCAGAGGUCCGCUCUUAUAUCUCACUCAGUCCGUUUUAUACCCUGGUGGUCAGUCUGGCUAUGGAGCACUUCCUCAACAACACCCAGGGACAAUGUGGUGUAUGUGGUGGUGGAUCAUGCAUCCGUAAAGGAGGGCAGAUCGAGAAAGACAGCUGCUGUGAUAAGACGGCCUCUGACUGGGUGUACGCUGACCCGCUGAAGCCAGCCUGUGCUUCUGCACCAAGGGACAUACCUUGUACCUAUGUACCCCCUACCCCAUCCCCUCCAACCCCCUGCCCUGCGAGCAGACUAUGCGAUCUGCUACACCACCCAGUCUUUUCAAAUUGCAGCUUGUACAUGAAUCUGACCUCUAAAAAGAAGAACUGUGAGUUUGAUUCAUGCAGAAAUGGUCCUUGCUCUUCACUAGAACAAGCUGUUGAUGAAUGCAAGAAGGCUGGUUUCUGUAUUGACUGGAGACGACUGACUGAUGGAGGCUGUGAUGUGACAUGUCCAAAAGGAUUGGCUUACAGAGAAUGUCAUAACAAGCUGGAUGACUUCUGCGAUGGAGGGAAACAAUAUCCAGGAGCCUCCCUCGAGAAAAACGAGGCAGGCUGUUUUUGUCCCAGCGGCCUCUUCAGGGCAGGAAAUCACUCUGACAUCUGUGUGUCUGACUGUGCCUAUUGUAAAGGACCACUCGGUGAGCCCAAACUGCCUGGUGAGGUAUGGCAGUCCGGCUGUAAUAUGUGUACAUGCAACAACCAGACUCGCACAGAGAAGUGUGUUCCAAAACCUCCUGAGCCAGCUUCCCUCUGUGACCCCAAUGCUGUGCUGGUAAACACCUCUUGCUGUGGUGAUCAGAUUUGUGUUGAGAAGACGUGCAGUUAUCAAGGAAAAACAUACAAGGUUGGAGACAGAUGGACGGAUGCUGCCCAUCCCUGCAUGUCAUAUAACUGCAGCAUAGAGGGUAUUCAGACUGAGACUAGAGUCUGUCCCACAGUAGAGUGUCAGGAGGAGGACAGAAUUUGGGAUGAUCAACACUGCUGCUUUACAUGUAACCAGAGGUGUGCUCCGAAGGUGACCAGUAUCAGUGUUACCGUAGACAACUGUACCACCGUCAUGCAGAUACCUGUGUGUCAGGGCCAAUGUGUGUCUCAGCCCAGUGUCGUGUUACACGAUGAGCUGCAGGUGGAGCAGAAGUGCGUAUGCUGUCAGGAGUCGAGCUCAGAGAAGAGACCAGCGACUCUGCAGUGCUCUGACCGCAAGAUCAGACCCUACACCUACAAGCACAUCACCAGCUGUCCUUUGGCGGUGUGUUUUUCUAAUUCCUUUCCGUUGAGCAAACGGCAGCAUCGUGAGUGUAGAGUCUAUAAAAACACAGCUUGCUGCUCCAACUUCAAGGUAACCUGUUGGUAGUAGCCUUUGUGAGCUACUUUGGUGCUAACCUCCAUCGUCCCAGGAUGAUUGGAAUUGGCUGUGUGAUCAUGGCGGUUUCCUCAUAGGCCUGCCUCACUUCUUCCAGGGACUAAUGACAUUCUUGGGGUUGAUUACUGGACUCUACUUCCUCUCUAACAUGCUCUGGGGAGGCGUCUACCACACAGUUGUCAAGAGACAGAAGUUAACACUGAGGAAUCAGGCUAAAGAAAAUGGACAAGAGGGUAACGCGAUGGAAAAUGGACACGCCAACAUCAGCACUGGCAAAAACAAAGAAGACGGGGACGACGAGAGCACUAUUUAAGGUGUUUGAGGAAGGCAAGACCUUGACCCUCAGUCGGAGCUCCAGCGGGACACGGAGAGCCCCACACCCGGUUGCAGCGGCCCAUCCCCCAGCCAUGACCAGAGCUUGCAUUGCUGAUGUUGUGCCCACAUUUUGCAUCCCUGCCAAGAAUUGCACCCGCUUGGGCAGCAACAAUAAUUUCUGCAGAAUGAGUGUUCCUUAACACUCAUAUAUGCUGAGAAUUACAUCCACCUCGUGGGCAGCAACAUUAAUUUCUGCCAAAUAAUGCAUCUCUUAACCCUCAUUGCUACUGAAAAUUGCAUCCAGGUAGCAAGGAAAUGAUACAGUCUGAUAAAACACUGAUGUCUCUAAACGUUCUAAAAUUAUAAUCAUCAUUGAUGAACAUGACAAAUAAAUGUAUAUAGCCUAGCUUUUAAACAGUAGCUACUUUGCCUUAUAAAAUCAUUAUUUUCCCUUGUGGAUGCAAGUCUCGGCAGGGAUGUGGAACUUGGCACGUGUUACCCUUCUGAUGACGGUCCAUCUGUGGCUGCAGGACCUGGAGCUCACCGCCAGUGUUUCAGUUUGACUGUUAAAAAGUGUUUAGAUAACUAAAAUUUAUUUAGAAG
Messenger RNA from Perca fluviatilis (European perch), 9260 nucleotides. Its product is annotated as mucin-19-like. Bases 204 to 8333 code for a protein of 2709 amino acids. The record is from RefSeq and is a predicted model, not a curated record. NCBI's taxonomy places the organism in Eukaryota, Metazoa, Chordata, Actinopteri, Perciformes, Percidae. Gene Ontology annotation, cellular component: extracellular matrix. Gene Ontology annotation, molecular function: protein binding. The transcript has 47 exons.